Cuculus canorus (common cuckoo) is the source of this 3463-nucleotide messenger RNA. Its product is annotated as keratinocyte proline-rich protein-like. NCBI's taxonomy places the organism in Eukaryota, Metazoa, Chordata, Aves, Cuculiformes, Cuculidae. The coding region runs from base 729 to 1817 and encodes 362 amino acids. The record is from RefSeq and is a predicted model, not a curated record. The transcript is spliced from 2 exons.
GCCAGGCCAUGCUGCCAGCUGCUCCGCUUGAGCCAGGCCUCAGAGCUAGCUCAGCUUUGCGCAGAAGAUCAUCCGUGCGCUCUGCCAUGGCACUAACCCUACAGCGUGGCCAGUGUGCCCGCACAGCCACUGCCUGACACACCGUCUCCCUUUGCAGGAUGUGCUCAAGACCAAGGACACCACCAUCAAGGAGCUGCAGUUCCAGCUGGCCCGAGCCACCAAGGCACACAACGACAUGCUGCAGGCGCUCAAGGGAAAGCUGACAGCCUUUGGCAUCCCCUUGGACAACCUGGGCUUCAAGCCCCUGGAGAGCCCUCAGGUGAGGCAGGGCCCUGCGGGACUCGUUUCGGUCCCCAACUUAUGCCAAUCAACACCAAGGGACCGACUGCACCGGGCAGAGAGCUGGACUCUGCCCCCUUUGCGCUUUGUGCCAUCACAGAAACCCCAGUGAGCACUCAUCAGUACCACGUUCUGUACCUCCACAAAGGGGGAGAAGCUGACGUGCCCCAGGCCCUGCCAGUACGCCCCCACCUCAAAGUGCAGCUUGUAGGUGCCGGGCUUGGCCUGCCCUGGAGCCAGGAGGGGAUGGCAGCACCCGUCCCCAUCCGUCCACCUGAAACCAGACGGUGCAAACCGUGCUGUGGUGGCUGCUUUGGCUCUGCUCCCGGCAGCCCCCGCGGCAAAGGCUGGGCAGCCUCUCCUGGCAGCUGCCUGGUUCAGGGGGUCGGAUGGCAGCAUCCUCUUCCCCUUUCGCUGCCACUGGCUCUCCCUCCUCUGCUCCAGCCCCAUCCACUGCAGCCCUGACUCCUGCAGCUGGGCCAAGCGCAUGGCGAGCCCGGCUGCCGGCAGCCCUGUGGCUGUGUUCGGCACGUGGGUGCUCAGGGAGCCGUUCCUUGUCUCAGUCAUGCCUUCAGCCUGUGGCAGAGGAGUCAGCGGGGCUGGAAUGUGUCCAGCAGCACUGUCCACCUCCCCCUCUGCCACACUGCAGCGGGCAGUGCCACAACCAAGCCUCCCAGCUGCAUUCAGCCCCUCUCCAGAGGGGCACAUGGCCAGCUUGCCUGUGUGCCCCCUCUCUGCAGCCACGGCUGUCCCAGCACAGCCCCAUGUUCCCAGCACCCUCUUGCACCCCAGGACCAGGACAUGGGCACCCAUCUUCCCAUGCUGUGGGCUUCAGCUCUGCCAGCCCAGGACUGCGGUGCCAGCUCCCUGCCCGCAGCAGAGCACUCCCAACAGCGUGGGCGCCUGCCAGGUUCCUGCCUGGACAAAGGACUGUGUGUCUAGGGCAGUGCCAGGCUCCCCACUCCCCCAUCUGUCCUGGUGGGCCACUGCACAGCAGAGACCGCUGGCCUGGACCCAGGGAGGAACAGCCCUGUCCCCAUCCCCUUCCCUGUCCCUGUCCCCAUCCCCCUCCCCAUCCCUGUCCCUGUCCCUUUCCCCUCCCAUGUCCCCUUCCCUGCCCACAGUGUCGCGUGUGGAUGAAUGUUAACCCUGCAAGUGCUCCAGAGCUCUUGGGGCAGGCAGCAAGUGCACUGGUGGGUGCAGGUGGGCUCCUUCCCCUCCGGGAGCCCCACCUGCCGGCAGCCCCGUGGCCAUGUUCGGCACGUGAGUGGUCAGGGAGCCGUUCAUUGUCUCAGUCAUGCCUUCAGCCUGGAGCCAGGACAUGGACACCCUUCUCCUUCCCAUGCUGUGGGUUCAGCUCUGACAUGGAAGGACACGGUCCAAAGCACGAGAUGCUUUGUUGUAAGCAGCCGUUACCACACAGCUCUGGAUUAGAGACCUUUGCAACCAGGAUUACCAUCACCUACAAUGACUUAUAGAGACAUUCUAGUUAUUGACUUAAAGGUUUGGUUUUUUACAAUGCCUGUUGAUCCAGAAACAAGCUCAAAAACACUGCUCACAUAAUGGUGUACAGCCCCCAGGAGACCGACAGCAUCCAUACCAUCCAUACUUGGUCUCGAUCUCUAGGGAAGUGCAGAGGAGGCUGAGUGAGGACCUCCCGGAGACCCUGUGUAAUACACCCCAGCUCUGCCAGGCAGCAUCAGUCCGGCACGUGCCGCCAUGGCAUCACUCGAGGACAAAAAGCUCCUUAGCACCAUCCCCACAGCUGCCAGCAAUGCACAGAGCAUUUACACUGCGCUCCUUACACUGGGACCAUGGAGAGCAGAGCCCAGAAAGAGCAUCCUUGGAAGAGGGCAUGGAAAUGCUCCAAGUCAGACCUUGAGACCCUGAAAUGAGCCCUGAGGAGGAGACUGGAGCAAGAGCUCCUCCAGCCAGCCGCCCUGCGGCCUGGAGAAGCACGGCCAGGCAGCUGCGCUCGGCGGUACGGCCCGGAGCAGCGACAGCGCCCUGCCCGCACCCUUCACCCACACUACAGGCACCCGGCCUGGUUCCGCUCGUGCGAUGCUGGGGGUGUGGCAGCCCCAGAGCACAGGGUGCAAGAACUUGGGGAAAACCAGACAGAACCUGGGCAAAACCAGCCCCCUUUUCUGCCCGAGGCUCCGUCAAGGAGCCUGGCAGUGCAGGAGAGCUCGAGACGCCUUCCCUGGCACAGGAGCUCACACAGGAGCUGCAAGCAUGUCCUGACCGUUCACUUGUUUCUCGAAGUCCCGGCGCAGCUGGGUGAUCUCCUCUUCUUGUUUCUGUUAGGGAGAAGCUGUUUGUUAGAGGCAGACAACCAAAUCCUGAGGCAGUUUCAUCCCGAGGGAUUCCCUCCUGCUCCCUGGGAAAGGCUCCCACCAUGGCACCAAUCCCAUGUUAUCCGUGCAAACAGCAGCUUAUAGGUUCUCCAGCUGCUCCCACAGCUCCCUGCUGCAGGAGGCAGGGUUCGCAGGAGGUACCCCAGGAAUCCCUUCUCCCUGUUACUGUGCUGGCUUCCUAGUGCCCUGAGCCCACCAGUGCCUGUGGGAAACCCCAUCCCACCCCAUGGAUUGAGCCGGGGAGGCAGGCUCCUGCUCACAGGCCGGUGCUGGGAGGACUCCACCUGCAGCCCCACCACCUCCCUCUCCAACAGAGCCACCUCACGCCCAGCUCCAGCCCGGCCAGGGACGUACCAUGAGCAUGCUUUUCACAAGCGCCUCGUGGGCCAGCUGCUGCUCCCUCAACUUUGCUUUCAAAGUGUCCACGCCUUCCUGCAGCCUCAUCUCCUGGGCCCAGUGAUCCUCCUGAGCUUGCUUUAUGGACAAGAUGCCCUCCGCCUUCAGCUCAGUGAGGUUUUCCUGGUGUUCAUACAGCAAGUGCCUCGUCUUCUGCUUGUAAGCCUAAAGACAAGCCACAAGAGCGGGUGAGUGGCUUCAGCAUGAAGACACUCGGGGCUGGGGUAUUGGUCAAGAUGCUCCUGGCUUGCAAUCAAGCCAACUUCUCCUCGUCUACCCCUUUCCCUCAAUCUCCUCAGAGCUGCCCAAGGCUCACCCAGAGCUCGGGGCACUCACAACACCUCCCAGCCUCCUCCCCUCGCACCUUGAUC